Molecule: messenger RNA, 852 nt
Organism: Venustampulla echinocandica
Lineage: Eukaryota; Fungi; Ascomycota; Leotiomycetes; Helotiales; Pleuroascaceae
Exons: 2
Coding region: 1-852 (283 amino acids)
Molecular function (GO): protein binding
Source: RefSeq, a predicted model, not a curated record
AUGGCCAUUCUCGGCGAACCGAAACGGGAACAAGGCGUUGCGCUUACACAGGGGAGAGUCGCUGCAGGCAGCACAACCACUUCUAGUUGCAAGUUCGAUUCCGAAAAUGGAUCUUCAUCUUCUUAUCAAGACCAGCAGUUCCAAGCUGGAUGGAUCCUCCUCUUCAGCAGUCUUCCGACAGAAGUCCACAUACAGCUAAUGGAGCACCUCGACCCAGUCUCGCAGAUGUGCCUUGGCUUGACCUCAAACUACUUCCACCGCGUCUUCCACACCGUUUAUAACCGCGGCCCCUCUCUGGCAUACAACAUCAAGAGGUAUCCCUUUUCUCUACGCAUGCAAGCAAGUAUCUGUGGCGCCCACGUGCUGAAUUGGAUCUGGGAGGAUUGGUUUUUGCGAGAUAAUAACGAUAUCCUCUGGCAUCGGAGCCUCGGGGAGUUGUUGUUCGAUGAGAAGACGCUGUGGGGAAACUUGAGAUGUUGCGGUGAGUGCCGAAUUUAUAAGCCUGAGACAGGUUAUGAGAGAUUUGCGGCUGAGGAGGACUUUUUUGGGGUGUUUGAGAAGGAGAUAAAUGCGUUGGAGAGGGAGGAUGUGGAGUGGUAUCUUGGGCAAUGCCGGAGGUGUAGGGCAAAGAUGCUGUUAACGACGUUUGGAAAGAGGAAAGUGGUAUUUGAAGAGGUAAAUUCUUGGGAGGAGAAGAGGAGUUUGGGGUUGCGAAGAAGUGAAGAAUUUCAGGAAGACAGUAUCGAGGAAAAGAAAUAUAGGGAGUUGUCAGGGAAGACUACAGAGCAGUAUCAUGCUGCAAGGUAUGAUUAUGAAAGCUGGGAAGAUGUUUUGGCGGGGCUGGGCCUCUGA